AUAUGGGGACAGUCUAGGGUUCUUAAAUUUCAACUUCGCCAUCUUUCCUGUAAGAAAGGUUAACUGCAAGUUUAAACCACAUCAAUGGCGAUGAGAUCUGUCGUGAGGCGUGUUCCCUUGAAUCGUAUGAUGGAAGGAGGUCGCAGAUUUCCUCGUUACUUCAGUGAUGGCAAGGGCAAGGUGUUGAGCGAGGAAGAAAAAGCAGCUGAAAACAUCUACAUAAAGAAAAUGGAGAAGGAGAGGAUGGAGAAACUGAAGCUUAAGGCGGAGAAAGAAAAAGCAGCUGCAGAGAAGGAGACAUCGGAGAAGAAAAACUGAAGAAAGCACCCGCAAAGGCUGAUGGAUUUAUAUACCUCCAAUACUUGCACCCUGAGCUCUUGCUUUCGUAGUACAAAUGAGAAAUAAAUUUAUAUUUUCUCAAUCACUCUUGAGGAGGGAAUAUGGUGUUUGUAUAGGUUACAAUGGAGGUAUUUGGUUGUCAGUUCAUCUGGAUAAUAACCUUGUUUUUUCCCCUUUCCUGAUAAUGCUGAUCUUUAUCCUUUGAAUAA
Macadamia integrifolia is the source of this 548-nucleotide messenger RNA. RefSeq lists its product as uncharacterized. The transcript is spliced from 3 exons. Lineage: Eukaryota; Viridiplantae; Streptophyta; Magnoliopsida; Proteales; Proteaceae. The coding region runs from base 85 to 318 and encodes 77 amino acids. The record is from RefSeq and is a predicted model, not a curated record.